Molecule: messenger RNA, 4585 nt
Organism: Eleginops maclovinus (Patagonian blennie)
Lineage: Eukaryota; Metazoa; Chordata; Actinopteri; Perciformes; Eleginopidae
Product: desmoglein-2.1-like
Exons: 13
Coding region: 109-3756 (1215 amino acids)
Biological process (GO): homophilic cell-cell adhesion
Cellular component (GO): plasma membrane; desmosome
Molecular function (GO): calcium ion binding
Source: RefSeq, a predicted model, not a curated record
GUGAGGGAGCACUACUCUUUCAUAAGCCUCCUCUUAGCCUCCAUCAGUUCACUGUCUGUCUGGGACACUUAAAGCUUGGUUCGAUUAGCACUGGGACUUUCUCUAGUCAUGACCGGGGUAUCCUCGCCCGUCUUGUUGUUGCUACUUUUGACACUGCAGAUUGUUGCUGUGGUGAACGCCAACUCUGAAGACAAUUUGGUAAGAAGAAAAAGAUUAUGGAUUCCCCCACCAAAGCAAUUGUCUGAAAAUGAAGACUACACUCAAGACGAAGCUAUUGCCAAGAUUCAUUCGGAUUUUGAUGAUGGCACAGGUAAUAUUGAAUACUUCCUAGAAGGUGUUGGCGCAAACCAACAUCCCUUCAAUGUGUUCAUAGUCGACCGAAGAACUGGAUUCAUUCGUGUAACCAAAGUGCUGGACAGGGAGUACAUUGACUCUUACAAUCUGUCAGGUAUUGCUAGGUUUAGGAAUGGCAAUCUUGCAGAGGAAAACGUUGACAUACGAUUCAAAGUAAAGGACCAGAAUGACAAUCCACCAGUGUUUCAACCCAUGAAGGCCGGAGAGGUAACUGAGCUUAGUCCUCCAGGCACUUCAGUUAUGAAAAUAAUGGCAACUGAUGCUGAUGAACAAGGGAAUAUUAACUCUCAGAUCGCCUAUACUAUCAUUGAUCAGAACCCACCUGGUGGGAUGUUUGACAUUUCUCCAGAUGGGACCAUCUUGGUCAAAAGCCCAGCCCUGGACAGAGAGAAAGCCGAUAAGUACACUCUGACGAUCAAAGGUCAAGACUUAAAUGGUGGACCAGGCGGAAAAAGUGCAACCAGUACUGUUGUCAUUAACGUCCUAGAUGUGAAUGACAACCUUCCCACUUUGGAAAAAUCUAUGUAUGAAGCCAGCAUUGACGAGAACAACGCCGGAGUGGAGGUGAUGAGGAUCAAAGCAGAGGACUUAGACAUGACCGCCACAGAUAACUGGGAAGCCGUGUUUGACAUCGUCAAGGGCAAUGAAGCCGGAUACUUCAGCAUCAAAACAGACCCCUUAACCAACGAGGGAAUCCUAAUGCUCGACAAGGCUGUGAAUUAUGAGGAUGUGAAAAACCUUGAACUCGGACUGGCUGUAAGGAACAAGGCAGAUCCUUAUGCUGGAUCUGGUGGGGGAGGAGGUGGAGCAAGCUGGUCAUCCGGUGGGGGAAGUGGUGCCACUGGUGCAAGUAGUGGUGGCGGCGGCGGUGGUGGCGGCGGUGGCGGCGGUAGCGGCGGCGGUAGCGGCGGCGGCGGUAGCGGUGGUGGAUCAGGAACCACUUAUAACACCUAUCCAAUCAGAAUCAAUGUGAAGAACCAGCCGGAGGGGCCAAGUUUUGACCCCAAAGUAAAAGCUAUUCCCAUCUCAGAGGGAGGCAGCUCCUUCAACAUUAAUGAUGUCAUUGCCCGCUACACCGCUAUAGAUGGAGACACUGGGAAACCAGCUGAGAAUGUCAGGUCAGUGCAUAAACACACACAUACACAUGAAAGAAUCUGCAAGUACAACAUCAGCUUGAUUUUUGUACAAUCAAUGAUAAUACUGUACCUGACACUGUUUUUCUGGUGUAGGUAUGUCAAAGGAAAUGAUCCUGGCAACUGGCUCACAAUCGACCCAGAGACAGCUGAGAUCAAACUGAACAAGAUGCCAGAUAGAGAGUCUCCAUACCUGAUCAACGGGACGUAUUAUGCCAAAGUACUCUGCAUUACAGAAGACAUGCCUUCUCAAACAGCCACCGGCAUGGUUGCCAUCCAAGUGGAGGAUUUCAACGACCAAUGCCCCACCCUAACCAGUGACUUCCAGACUGUAUGUACCCCUCAGGAUGCCGUUAUUGUGAACGCUAAAGAUGAAGAUUUGUUCCCCAACGGACCUCCUUUUGACUUUGAAAUCAUCCCAGAGGGCACCCAGGGCAAAUGGCAGGUGGAGCACUACAAUGAGACUGCAGCCAUUCUGAGGUUCAAGGAGACCCUGUGGCCCGGUUUAUACGAGGUGACUUUUGUGGUGAGGGACCAACAAGGGGAGGCCUGUCCAGAACCACAGAAAGUGACGGUCGAAGUGUGCACCUGUGAGGAUGGGGUGAUGUGUGGAAAACGGGGCGAAAAUGGUCAGAGCAACAGAAAUAUAGAGUUAGGCCCCGCAGGCAUCGGACUGCUGUUCCUGGGUCUGCUGCUGCUACUAUUCUUACUUCUGUUGCUGUUCUUCUGCAAUUGUGACGAUACUGCAGGCUUUACUCAGAUGCCUUUUGACACCAAAUCUCACCUCAUUAACUAUCGCACUGAGGGCCAAGGCGAAAACACGGAGGUGCCACUAAUGAAUUUGCCCGUACAAAAGGAUGCAAAUAUGGUCAUGGCUGGAAACACUUUUGCAUCCGCGCCCAUGGCAGGUAUGGGUUUCCAAAAAUCUGUCUCUUCAAUGGAUGGGAUGAAUGGAGCUCUUUAUGGAGAAGGUUUCUCAAGAGCCCAGAGAGAAGAAACAUGGGGGAAUCAGCCCAGCAGCAGAGGCUACUACUCUGAGUUUGAGAGCAGAGAAUCAGGAGCAGGAGGAUUGUAUGAUGGCAUGGCUCUGCCAGACCACUUCCUGGGACAGUACUACAGUCAGAAAGUGAGAAGUGAAAACCCUGAAGGGAAGGACAGCCUUUUAGUGUAUGAAUACGAGGGUCAGGGCUCCCUAGCUGGGUCAGUGGGCUCAUGUGGCCUCCCGGAGUCCGAGAACGACCUGCACUUCCUUGAUGACCUCGACAUGAAGUUCAAGACCCUGGCUGAGGUGUGUGGAGGCAAGAAGAUCCAAACUGAUAUCAAACCAGCCUUCAUUCCUCAGCCCAGUGCCUCCAUCCACACUCACACCUCAGCUUCAAGUGUGAUGACCCAACAGUCGCCUCCUCCCUCCCAGCUGCAGCCGCCUGCCCCUAAGACUGUGGUCAGGGAAACAUCUGAACGUUCUCAGGUGGUGAAAGAGAGCACGGCCAGAGCAAUGGAAGGGAUGACCACAGUGAACACAGGGAGGACCAGAAUAAAUGAAGGGGUGGUGAAUCAAGGCCAGAUGAUUUUGCUGCAGCCUCAGCCGCAGCCGCAGCCCAUCUACUACACCACCGCCACCCCUGUGCAGAUGCAGUACAUGGUCCAGCCACAGGUUCAGAACACCGUGAUGCUGACUGAGGCACCAGCCUCUAACCUGCAGGGCAUGGUACUGCUCAACGGCACCCAGACAGGACAUGCCCAAGGCAUGGUGGUUCAGGGACAGACAAUGAUGACCAGCGGGCAAGCCGGGGGCCAAGGCAUGGUGGUUCAAGGACAGACAAUGAUGACCAGCGGGCAAGCCGGGGGCCAACGCAUGGUGCUGGUGGAGGGGAACGGGAUCCAUGGAAGUGGUGGCAACCUCAUCCACACAGGCAACCUUUCUGGCUCCCAGACCAUGAUGCUGGUAGAGGGAAAAGUCCCUACAGGGACAAUGAAAGGGCUUAAUGGCAGUCAGACCCUCCUCAUGCAGGGGGGCACUCUGCAGUCAGGGGGGCUUUCAGGAUCUCAGAGGGUCCUGGUGGUCGGAGGGCAAAGCAAUGGAGUGCAUCUGGUCCAGGAGGCAGGAGGUGUGUCUCAAAAGAAUGGAAUCUCUGGCACUAAGAAAGUCCAUUCUAGCAAGGGCAAAACAUCCGCUGGCUCCCAGAGCACCCUGGUGACUUCCUCUAGCACCACAGGGAGCAAAAUUCCCACCUAUUGCAAGGUGCAGGAGAAAUUCACUGAGUUAUAAUAUGGGAAUGGAAACUGUAUAAUAAAGUUCAAACAUCAACUUAUUCUGCACUGAUAGGAUUUAGGGAUAGGGUUGGAAGGUAUAGGGUUAACGCCAGAAAGUACAGGGUUAGCCCCAGAAGCAAUUUGGCAUGCAGCAUGGACACAAGUAAAUGUAGCUAUUAGGAUAUAGACGAUUUUUUUCAAUACUUUGAGCUCAAUAGCCACCACAUUGAGCCUGCACAUUCCACGUAAGUAAAACAGAUGUAGUUUCAAUGGAUAUUGCAGUCAAAAUGUAAGGUAUUAGACAUUGCUGUUUUUGACGUGCCCUAUUUAAAUCCAAAGCUGAUUUCUAGAUAAAUCAUGUGUGUAUUACAAAAUCAUGUUUGGAAGAAACAAAACAUAAAUUGUUUGUUCUGUUUAUUUGUUUCCACUAACUUGCACUUUGGUUUUCUGUAAUGGGACCUGAUCUAAACAUGUUUCAUCUACUUUUACAAAUGUUUUUAUAUUAGCAUGAUUUCGAUUGUUGCUCUAUGGCUAAUGGUAAAUGCUGGGUACAAGGGUUUUAAAGGUUCACUGUCGUGAUGUUAUGUGUCAUUUCAUUUAAUUCUAAAAUCUUGCAUAUUUUGCUAUGUUUAUGAUUGAGACGCUAUACAAUUUGAUCAGAUGACAUGAAAUAGACAAAACACUUUUUAUUUUCUUUACAUGUUUAUAUUUUUUAAUGGUAAAAACUAUGGUUCAUGCAGUUGAAUAAAAACAGUGUUGAAAUACUUUUUUUCUAUGGAAAUGUCUGUCCCCGAUGGGAAACAUUUAUCUCACACUAACUUCAAUAAACUUUUUCCUACGUUUCA